AUGUCCCCUGCAUUUGAAAGAAUUACUAAGAAGAUGGUCAGAAAGCAUGUGAGCAAAGACAUGAAGCCUAUCAAACACCCGUUCAGCGCUACCAAGUUCCGUCGGCUCAGUUUAUUCCGGGAUCGGUCUCACUUCAGGUUUCUGGGACUAUAUGAAGAUGAUCCCAUUGACUGUUCCCUCAUGGACAUCCUGGAGCCAAACUCUCCAGUCCCAGAAACGGUUGUAAUAGGAAAAUUCCCCAUCAGUGACACUGAGAUCAAGAUGCAGAAAGCUGGUGUAGGUGUGAACGCUGGUGCAGAACUGAGUGUGUCAGGGGAGGCAACUCAGUUUUAUGAAUCUUCCUUUGAGAUUCAGAUAAUGAACAUCCCACCCAAAAAUCUGGAUGUCCUUCGAAACAGUAAACUGUUGGACCCAGAGCCAUCAUUCUUGACGUACUACCGGAGUAGAGGGGAUGACCUAUAUGUGGUGACAGAGACCAUUGAACUGAUCAACCCUGCUGUGCUACAUGAGAACAGCAGUGUGAAAUUAGGGGGAAAGCUGUCCAUCCCUUGGAAUACUUAUGUCGAGGGUCAAGGUCAAGGAGAGGGUUUCAAAGCAACGGAAGAAAAGACAACUCUCCCACAGGGCAUGAUAAUGGCCUAUAACAGGAUGAAGCUGAUCAUCAGGGAGAAAGGUUUAGACUCCACGUGGACAGACUAUCUGUGUCAUUUGCACACAGAGAACGAUCAGCUGUGCCCAAGCAGCUCUCUAAUGAGUAGGAGCAAAGAUGAAAUUCACACUGUAGAUAGAGGUCAGAAACUCCUACUGAGAGCACCAGGAGAUGACAUUGCUAUUGAAGGUCAAGGACUUAAAAACCUGGACGCAAGUGUGGAAGGUGUUACACAGCAUGCUUGUGAGUUCAGGAGUGUAGGCAGGGAGAUAGCUGAAGUCGUUCAGCUCAUCCCAGCUGAUGCUAAGGAGAAAACCUUUGAACGUCUAACUCGGAUGGGGACGGAAAUACAUUACAGCGGCUGGAGUGAUUCCAUCUACCUGAGCAGUUACAUCUGCCCGAUAGGAAGAAUAGAAGAGCCCUUUUGGCAAGAUUUCAAACAACUGCAAAGGGAGGUUUCCCAAAACAUGGACGUCCUGGCCCAGUUUUCAAAAGUUGUUCAAGAUGUCCUAUUCUAUAAUAUCUUGGAUAUGCUUGAGAACAGAGAGGCUCUGUACCGCCUGAUGGCCAUGCUGGAACUGGAAAGCUCAGAGAGUUUGGAUGGCCCUGCUGGCAGAAUCCUAAAUGAAAUACGAAAAGACUCAAGAUGGGAAUGGGUGUACAAAGAUACCAUUCUUUAUCUCCUUCAAGCCAUACUGGUACUGAGUGACACUCAGCUUGACCUGCUGGCCCAGUCCAUGAAGAAGAGGAUCCUGCUCCACCAGCAGGAGUUGGUAAGAAGCAUCCUGGAACCCAACUUCAAAUAUCCCUGGUUCCUUCCUUUCACCCUCAAACCCGAGCUCCUCAGUCCACUGCAGGGUGAGGGGCUGGUCAUCACCUAUGGCCUGUUGGAGGAGUGUGGCCUGAAGAUGGAGAUGAAUAACCCCAAGUCUACCUGGGAUCUAGAAGCCAAGGUGCCCUUGUCGGCCCUCUAUGGGACUCUCUUGUUGUUGCAGCAGCUGGCUGAGGCCUAAACCUUCCCUGGUAGGCAGGCCAGGAAGGCCUGGCCUCACUCCCAUCUGUGCUGUGAGCACCCUCUGUAGGCUCAAGGAACAGGGCCUCAGCUCUCAGUUUUCCCAGAUAGCGUAGAGAUGAAUAGGUAGAGACUUUAGGGAAUUAUCUAGAUGAUGAAAAAUAUUCUAUAUUUUCAUAAAGGUUUAUAUGUCUGUUAGAACUCCUUA
Messenger RNA from Tupaia belangeri chinensis (Chinese tree shrew), 1869 nucleotides. Its product is annotated as gasdermin-C. The coding region runs from base 1 to 1662 and encodes 553 amino acids. The transcript is spliced from 14 exons. Gene Ontology annotation, molecular function: phosphatidylinositol-4,5-bisphosphate binding; phosphatidylserine binding; phosphatidylinositol-4-phosphate binding. Lineage: Eukaryota; Metazoa; Chordata; Mammalia; Scandentia; Tupaiidae. Gene Ontology annotation, biological process: defense response to bacterium; pyroptotic inflammatory response. The record is from RefSeq and is a predicted model, not a curated record.